Asparagus officinalis (garden asparagus) is the source of this 588-nucleotide messenger RNA. Its product is annotated as COP9 signalosome complex subunit 1-like. The transcript has 2 exons. Gene Ontology annotation, cellular component: COP9 signalosome. The record is from RefSeq and is a predicted model, not a curated record. Bases 109 to 390 code for a protein of 93 amino acids. NCBI's taxonomy places the organism in Eukaryota, Viridiplantae, Streptophyta, Magnoliopsida, Asparagales, Asparagaceae.
AUUAUUCCACUUCUGGAACGUUUUAAGAAGCUCAAGUCUGAUUGGCUGCUGGACAUUCACUUGUACAGUCACACUGAUGAACUCUACACUCUGAUUCGUCGUAACGCGAUGGUCCAUUAUACACUUCCUUUCUGUUCUACUCGUCUGAGUACAAUGGCUGAUGCCUUCAAUACUAGCGUUUCUGAGUUGGAGAAAGAUCUUGUAGCUUUGAUUACUGAUAAUCAGAUCCAGGCUCGAAUAGAUUCACAGAAUAAAACUCUCCAUGUAAGGCAUGAUGAGAAUCGAAGGAAUGCAACAUUUCGAAGUGUACUGGAGACAGGGAAGGGGUUCAUUAGGGAUGUGACUGCCAUGCUUCGUAGAGCCAGUUUGCUUGAACACGAGCACAAUUAGAGAUCAUGUCAUUUUUUGGGAGUUGCGACUCUGAACUUGUGGGUGAAAAUUAUCCGUACAGUUAAGAAACUUUUACCUUGUUAUGGUGGUUUUUUUGUACAUUGAUGUACAUACCCAAAUGGAUACCCGUCUCCAAGCUGAAUUUCAUAGCAUAGAUGGGAUAAGAUUGUGCAGUAUUUGGAGAGGUUAUGUCCUACA